CGAUUUCAAACCAUCACAAAAUUGUAGCGCCAUCUGCCCACUUGUCAAUUUUUGACAUUUCACCUUUUUCUCUGCUUUUAGUCGAUUGUCAGAUAUCAGCAGUAAUUUCGGUAGGCAGCGAAAUUUUUCGCAACAAAUUUGACCACUACAAUAAUCUUAAUUACAUUUCGAACUUUCAAAAAUACGAGUUUUGAAUAAAAUUUCAAAUAUGAUGAACGCAGUAACUCGUGCUUACCUACGCGCUGGCAGCCAGUCCGUGUCCAAUGUGCUCAAACCAGCAACAGUGGCAUCCGCUCAAGUUCAACGCAAUGCACACACUGACUUGCAGGUGCCUGACUUCUCUCCCUACCGUCGUGAGUCUGUAAAUACACCCACCCGCAAGGAUGAGUCGGCAGAGAGUCGCAAAGCGUUCUCCUACAUGCUGAUUGGUGCCGGUGCUGUAGGCAGUGCUUACGCUGCUAAAGGACUCGUAACAACUUUCGUAAGCUCGAUGAGCGCAACCGCUGAUGUAUUGGCCAUGGCUAAGAUUGAAAUCAAACUUGGUGAUAUUCCAGAAGGCAAAUCUGUCACAUUCAAAUGGCGUGGUAAGCCUUUGUUCAUUCGUCAUCGUACAGCUGGUGAAAUUCAAACGGAACGCGCUGUUGCUGUAUCUACUUUACGUGAUCCUCAAGGCGAUGACCAACGUGUACUCAAACCAGAAUGGUUGGUGGUAAUCGGUGUUUGCACACAUUUGGGUUGUGUACCAAUUGCCAAUGCAGGCGACUUUGGCGGUUAUUACUGCCCUUGCCAUGGUUCUCACUACGAUGCCUCCGGACGUAUACGCAAGGGACCAGCACCGUUGAACUUGGAAGUACCCGCUCAUGUAUUCCCUGAUGACGGCACUUUGGUUGUUGGUUAAGCACAUUGAUAUUUAGUUAAAUAGAAAAAAUCGAAGUGGAAAGUGUAAACAUAAUUUAGAACUCAAUAAAAAGCAGUGAGGCAAAAAGUGAUUCGACGAUAUGUAUGAUGAGUUACAUAUGAGGUGAUCUUCACUCAAAGCAAAUACUACAAUUAUAUCAUUCUGACUUUAUAUUAUUUAUAACAGCUAUUUAUACAUAUAUACAUAUAUUUGUUUUUAAAAAAUGUGUGUUAGAAGAUUUGUUUUUGAAAAAUAACAAUUGCAACCAACGGCGUGAAUACAUUGAAAUUAUUUGAUUAAUAGAUUUCUUAGUAGAACUUACAUCUAACCCAAGACGUACAAAGUGAUAGUACAGUAUAAAACGUUUCCCAAUUAGUUUUAGAGACUUGACUAUCAGACGAAUAGCUAUAUAACCACUUCAUCACUGCAAUUAUCAUUACAUUCCAAAAUUAAAAGAUUUAGUAUUCGUCUGGCAACAAUCAUACCUAUUGUGAAUGAUAAUACGAAAAUAAAUUGGAAAAACGGCAAAAACAAAGUCAUAUGUCAUUCGAUAAAUGACAAAUCAGUAUUUGUGAAAUUUCAAGAUGGAUUGGAGCUUUUUAAAACCGCUUAUAGCGAGUCGAUAUGGUUCCUUUACUAAAGCAGAUAUAGUUAAUGUGGUUAAAGCCAUAUCAAGAUGUGAAAACGAUUUUUUCGAUGAUGAAAGUAAUUAUGCGCAAUUUUAUAUGGCCUUUGCAGCAGUUGCUGCAGACAAAUUGAGCCAAUGUAAACUUGUUUGUCAAACACAGUUGCCGCAAAUACAGGAGGCUUGUGCGGUACUUAUACGAUUCAUAAUCCACAAAUUGAGCAAAAUAACUAAGAAACCAAGCUACACACAAUCUCUUAGAGACGAGAUAAAAUGGCUGUUACCCUGUUUGAAAAGCCUUUGCGAGGGGAAACCUCCACAAAACGCUACAUUAAAAAAUCCCCAUCCUGGAGUAGCUGGACUGCUACAUUUAGAUUUCAAUGUCGUAGCAGCUGUAUUAAAAGCUGCAAAGUAUCCUGAACCCAACAAAAGCAUUGUAACUGGUGGUGAUAAGGAGUCUCCAAAAUCGGAGAUUAAACGUUCGCGUUCAGAUUUAUCAACGGUGAUAUUUCAACAGUUAACUGCACCGCUGGAAGCUGGAAAAAAUUCAUGGUCACCACUAAGUGAUGAAAUCACAGAUUGUGCAGAUAUUUUCACCAUAGCGAAUGUUGCAUAUUUACAAUCACUAAAUGGAGCCGAUGUUAUACUUGAUGUGUGUAUUUCGUUGCCCAUUUUGGCACGUUAUCGAGCCAAAUAUCAGGAAACUAUUGCGGCUAUUAAUACAAAACCAUUGUAUUUGCCACUAACACAAACUGAGGCUACACAAAUAAAGAAUACGCUUUCCCACAUGGUUACUGACAUCUCUAUCCUGUGGCAAGCUUUAUCAUUGCCCAUCAUGCAACCGCUUUCACCUAGUCGUAUAACAAAACUAUCCAAUUGCGCUAUUUCAGCACUUUACUGCGCUGUAUUAACAUCGAUUGCGAGUAGCGUGCUUAGCAUGUCAAGCUCAUCGUCCUCACAGAAGAGUCAACAAUCUUCUGGUGGUGGUAGUGGCGCACAAUCUAAAGAAACUGAUGAAACUGAAGAGCACUCACGUUUUAUUGUUGACAAAGCAUUGGAAAUUUACACUAUUAUAGGUAAUGUCUUCAAAACAUCUGCGCGUUCGCAUGUAUAUCAGAAUCACUUGUGUUUUGGUGCCUGGUUAUUGGUUAGUGGCAUACAAGGUGCUCUUGGUGCCUCAGGUAGCGGUAGCACAAGUAGUAAAUCGGGAGCACAACUCGAAGAUGCAGCUAAAUCUAAAACGACAGUUGGCGCCACCCAACGUCCACCAGACACACCAUCCACACCAACAGCACGUGUAAAUCUCUUCAAAGUUCAACAAGGCUUUGGAGUACUAAAUGCCGCAAUAGCCAAUCAUUGUAUUAAAUUGCUGAGUGAACUAGUAGAAGAUUUAAAAAUUGAAUCCACUUGCAACGAUAUUGGUGUAAACAACACCAAUCAGAAUUUACCAGAACCAGCUAGUUUCGAUAUACUAGAAAACUAUACAUCACUUCAGCGUUUAAUACGUGUACUCAACACCGCUACACUACAUCAACUUUUCACUUUUCUUGCAACAGUCGCUUAUCGUAAAGCGUGCGCACUUAAACGUGCAAACGCCAAAGAUCGCACUGAAUGUGAAGCCAUUAGCUACUCGGAUUCAACAACAUACUUUAAUGAUACACUAUCCUGCUCCGAUAAUUCUGAAGAAGAUGAUAGCGAAAGUUAUUUGGGCCAUUGGUUCAAGGAAACCCUCUCACCCGAGGGUAAUGAUGACACGGCAAAUGCGCAGGCACCAGAGCGUAGCAGUGAACCGCAAAAGUCAAAUUUAGUACCAGCCGUUGAUGAGCCACAUGAAUAUUUAGAUUUAGCAGCACAAAUAUUUUGUUUCAUGGAACAAUUUUUCGCCAACAAACAUGCCUAUUUACAUCGCUAUGUAAAAGCUGGUUUGAGCGACCAACAAAUGUUACUAUUGGCAAAUAUACUAAAAGACCUUGAUCGUGAUACAGCACGUGGCGAAGCUGAGGCGUCCACGUGUGCCAAAUGGCAAGCUGCCAUGAUACGUUUUUCCGGUGCAGUUGGUCGCUAUUUGCACAACUUAAUAUCGGCUUCAUUGCUAAGUGAAACUUUGCAAUCCAAUUUACUACAACAUCUUUCGAUUUCGCCUUGGUCAACCGAUACCAAUGCCUGGCCGCUACAGGUAUAUCCAAGCACCUUAUCAGUGCUAGUGCAAAUUCUAUUGCUUAAGCCAACACAGGAAAAAGAAGCUGCCUGCCUAUCUGUAUGGCACCGUUUAAUUAACACACUCGUCGAAGGUGUUUGUUGCACUUCUGUUGCAAGUACUGCAUCUGAUGUCGACUAUGAGGACCUUAAUAUGGAGCAUGCGCAACUGCUGCUAUUUCUUUUCCAUUCAUUAAAUUUAAUGCAAAAGAAAAUGAUAUUGUUGCUAACAGCCGGUGCUGUGACACGUUGCGCUGAAGUAUGUCGGGGCAUUUCCCCAGAUAAGCCUGUACGCAAUAGUCAAAUAAUACUGCUAUCACGUUUGUUACUCUUCCUUGAGUAUCUAAUGAAACAUUUGUACAAUGCACCACCUGAACUGUUGGAUCAGGUGCGUUGGAAUUUAUUUAGCAUAACAACAAUGCAUGAAAAUCAAAAAGUUUCCGAUUUGCUUAAUAGCAAAACGAAACUGACAUCUUUCUGCCGCAAAGAUAUUGAAGAGAAAUUCCGCAAAUCAUCAUCGGACUAUCUUUCAAAUAUACGUCCUACUUUCUAUUCACUAACUGUGGUCGAUCAAUCUGCUACUUCGACACAACAGGAAUUCAAACUUGAUGGACUAGCAUGGAAUUUCAUACUGUGCACACCCGACAAAUUGAAAUAUCCGCUUCUAGUCGAUGCGCUAAUCGAUAUACUUUCCGUGACUGACAUGUCACAAAGUAAAAUCACUUCACAUACUUUAUGCGCUAUGCAAUAUUGUUUUAGCAUCUGUUGGAAAUUACUACUCGGUUUGCCCCCUUCAACGGUUCACGUUGAAUCAUUGCUCGAAGAUAAAGUGCCAAAUUUGCACUCGUUGCUGUGGUCUAUACGUUGUCCUAUGUCAACAUCGCACUAUUUGAUUGUGAACAGUUUAAUCAAGCAAGGCAUGUAUACACAGUUUGCAGAAACGCUUUGGUCAAAUGUCAGUGAUCGUGUUAGCGAUAUUAGUUUCAGUUUGAAACAGACAUUACUGGGCGUGGAAUCAUUCAACAAUGCCGUAGAUAAAAUUAAUCCACGCUUAUCACAUAUUAUACUGCUCGAUGCUGUUGUUGCGCACAUGCAAGCUGUAGCAUGGGCCGCAAAAGAAGGGAUUAAACUACAACGUGCUGCUGCAAGCAGCAAUAAUAGUGGCAGCGCUAGCCCUAGCCUGCCCAGCUCUAAUUCACCAAUUACAACGGGCGAACAAGAUGUUUAUUCUUCUUCGGAAUCGUUGGAUCAAAAAAAUAAAUCUGAUUCACCAUCUACCUUGCUACAAGAACGUGCCCAAACUAGUCGUGAUCUACUAUUGUUAUUAAUUGAAACUUACAAAAUUGUUUCGGAAACUGUACGCAGCAAAAUGACAUUACAACUCACAGACGCCACACCCGUUAAUAUACUGAAUCUGAUCGUGCCAAUUGUUAGCUCGAAAAAUCCACUUACAACCGAAUUAAAAGCAACAUUUAUAAAACUCUUGCCGAAUCAGGAUAAAGAUAUAAUCAAUGUUGAAUGGCCAAAGUGCUUACUGAUAUCAGACGGUACUAUAUUCACCAAACCCAACUAUCCAGUGGAGGAAUAUACCUUAGCAGUGAUUGAAGCGCAUAUUGCUGAGCUAACACGCUACAAUAAUUAUACCUUAUUGAAUUCGCUGAAACACUGUAUGAAGUCCAUACUAAGUCUAAUUGAUUUACUACUACCAUAUUGCAAUGUUGAUAUUGCGCCCAGCACUGGCGCUGCCAAUGUCGGUGUGGAUAUUGAAAAUGAAUUAAAAUCCAUACUUAUAUCGACCAUGUUGGAUGUACGUACGGAAUAUGUGUACGAAAAAGGUGAGAAAUGCAUGCACACGCUAAUGACUGGACAUGAUAGCAGCAACGAAGCACAACAGCUGCUCGUAUACGAGUACACAUUGCGACACUGUUACAAGCUCCUUUUAGAAUUUGCCCGUGAAUUACGUCAAUCGCAGGGAAACACGAGUAAGGUGAUCUUUAGCGAGGUAAUGCUUUUCUCUGUACUAAAGACUAUGACACAGAUGCUUGAAAAACCCACCGGUGUCAAGGCAAUGCAUAAUUUCUUCUACGUAAAUAAAGCGGGUAGCAUGGUUGAGCUGCUAUUAUCCUUCACAGGCACCACAAUGUCUGUUUGUUACGCCAAAAAGCUAUUACAAUUCGUUGAGAAGCUCUUCCAAUUGGCCGAACAAAGUGAUUGCAACUUUCCAAUGGAGGAUUUGCUACAAUGCUUUAAUGAAUUGGCAUAUUUUCAUGUACCUCAUAUAAAAGAUUGGUUAAGUCAUAUUAUUUAUGGUCCCAGUUGCGCCACGGGCGGUUCUGAUACGGUAGAUAAAGUGCUUGCAAGCAUGCAACCCUCAAGUACACCCUCAAGUAAUGCACAAACACCAACAAAUAUGGCUACAGUGUCAGCGAUACCAAGCAUAACGGAUCAAUUGGCACAAUCCUCUGGCUUGGACGCAGAAGCCAUGGAAACCGAAGAUGAUGGAGCAAUAGCUUGCGCACCCACAAUACAGGCUGAGACAUUUAACCUUUGGCAAAAUGUCGGUAACAGUUAUGUGACAAAUCAAUCGGAUGAAACAUCACAAGAUGCCGAAGCCUGCGAACGCAACGGUGCACUUUUAUUAAGCGUUGUGAAGUACAUUACACGCAGCAGCAAAUCUCCAACAGGUGUUGGCAAGAUAUUCUUCCAAUCGUUAAUCCAACUAGGACAGUCGUUGAUUGCACCACCGCAAGAGGCAUCUGAUUUUGCUGACAUGCUGCAAGUUAUGAUAAUACUAGCCGACAAGACACAAGAUUGUGGCCAUGCCAUACUCUUCAAAGCUACAAUUGCUUGGCUUGAUAUAAUUAAAUUUCAAGUACUCGAACGGGCUUUGAAUCCCAAAAACGUUACAUCGUUAGUACCAGCCGUUACACUUGAAAACAUCAAUGCACUGCUUAAAUACCUAAGCGAAUUGUUGCAGAGCCUCGGCUAUAAGGGUAGUAAAAAUUUGACACCAUCAUGGGAUGAUGAAAUGCAAACUGAUUUGGAGGAGCUGAUCGAUGAUUUAGGCAUGGAAGAGGAUGACUCAUUUGUAGAGGACUCAGAUGAAGACAGUCUCAAUAAUAAACUCUGCACAUUUUCGCAAACUCAAAAGGAAUUCAUGAAUCAACACUGGUAUCAUUGUCACACCUGUAACAUGGUGAAUACGGUUGGCGUGUGUUCAGUAUGCGCACGCGUGUGCCACAAAGGACAUGACGUUAGCUAUGCUAAGUAUGGUAACUUCUUUUGUGACUGUGGCGCUAAGGAGGAUGGUUCUUGUCAAGCGCUCAGUCGUCGUGUCUCUUCGAGUGGUGGUGGCGGCAUUAGCAGCUCAGGUGCAGAUAGCCGUCAGCUUAUCGACUACAGUCAAAGCGCUUAUGCCAGCAAUUUGAAUGCGUUGAAUAGCAAAAAACGCGCACAAACACCUCCAACACAAAUCGCCACAUACACACAACGCAUGGAUGCGCCCAAUGAACGCAUUACUCUGCUAAUGAAAUGGUUGGGCUCAAGUCGUGAACUGUUUCAGAAUAACGAACAAUGGAGUGUAAUCGUACAUUGCAUACUCGACUUCUUGGAUGUGCUACUACCAGCCAUACGCGAGAAUUGCGCACUCUUCUCCAUUGUCGGUUGUCACAAGCGUGCCAAGACAGCAUUAGAACGUUUACAUGCGCCCGAACAGACUUUCCAAAUCACCGAUCAAUUAAUGGUGCCCACACUGGGUUCACAGGAAGGCGCAUUUGAGAAUGUACGCAUGAGCUAUUCGGGCGAUCAGGGCCAGACCAUAAAGCAAUUGCUUUCAUCUGGUCUGGUGCGUCGUGUGGCCUUGUGUUGCCUCUCCUCACCACAUGGCAAGCGUCAGCAUUUAGCUGUGUCACACGAAAAAGGAAAAGUUACAAUUCUACAAUUAUCGGCAUUACUUAAGCAAGCAGAUGCUGCCAAACGUAAACUUACACUCACACAACUCUCGUCGGCGCCUAUACCGUGCACAGUACUCUCACUAACAGCCAAUCCGGCGAAUGAAGACUGUUUAGCCGUUUGUGGUUUGAAGGAAUGUCACAUUCUAACAUUCUCCAAUAGUGGCGCUACCAAUGAACACAUUGUCUUGACACCGCAGCUCGAGAAUGGCAACUUUAUUAAGAAAGCCAAUUGGCUGCCCGGUUCGCAGACUAUGUUGGCGCUUGUUACAGCAGAUUAUGUGAAAAUCUACGAACUGUCUGAAGAUUCUUAUAGUCCCAAAUAUUAUUUCCUUGUAGCAAUUGGCAAAAUUCGCGAUUGCACAUUUGUUUACCAAGAUGGCGUAUAUUACAUGUUGAUCAUAGCCUCGUCUGGCUAUAUUUACUACCAGAAAUUGGAUGACCAGAGUUUAGCCAAACAUGGCGAUUUCUAUGUAACCAAUACUUUGGAACUAAAUCAUCCACACAUCAAGGAUGUAAGUGGACAAGUGGGCGGCGGUGGUGUAUCAAUUUAUUAUUCGCACACACUGCAACUGCUGUUCUUCAGUUAUUCGGUUGGACGCAGUUUCAUGGCACCCCUCACCGAUGUCAAUAAGGGUGUGAAGAGCAUAACACAUCUACAGACUGCACCCGCAUCUAAGAACUCAUCUAAAGGACCGCCACAGCCAUUGUGUCAAUGGACCGAAAUAACUGGACAUCCUGGUUUAAUUUGCUCUAUGAUGCACACCUCCAACAAUCCAGUCAUUUUCAUGUUCACACCAGAACGCAUACUAAUGCAAGAGAUCAAAGCACAAUCGUCGAAAUCACGCAUAAUGGAUAUGGUGGCCAUACGUCACACAGUUGCUGGUGUAGAGAAAACAACGCUCAUACUUCUAUGCGAAGACGGCAGUUUACGCAUAUUUACCGCUCAGCCGGAAAACACCAGCUUCUGGUUAUCACCACAAGUCCAACCCUUUGGCAAUCAAUUGUACUCUUCAACGUUGUUUGCAAAAUGUAAUUCUAACAAAAAAUCGAAACGCAAAACAACUAAUCAACAAAAAACUGUCGGCCCCAAUGGCGCACCCAUAUUUCCCAUUGAUUUCUUCGAACAUUGCACGAUGCUAUCGGACGUGGAGUUCGGCGGCAAUGAUUUGCUACAAAUUUAUAAUAAGCAAAAACUUAAAACGCGUCUCUUCUCCACUGGCAUGUUUGUAGCGUCUACAAAACCCACCGGCUUUACACUGGAAGUAUACAAUAACGAUCCGAAUACAGUAAUUGUGGGUAUACGCGUGCUGCUAGGCACACAGGAUGCAUUACGUGCGCCACAAACCGUAACGGUAUUGGGACGCACUAUACCCACGGUUGUACGCCGUGCACGCUGGUUCGAUAUACCCUUGACGCGUGAAGAGAUUCUACAAUCAGACAAAUGUUUAAAAGUUAUCUUCGGCAAAUCGCAGGAUCCCGAGAAUGUCAGUAUGUUGGAUAGCAUUGAAGUGUAUGGCAAAUCAAAAGAUUUAGUUGGCUGGCCAGAUGACAGCGAUGAUACAGCCGGUAACGUUGUGGCGGGCACUGCCGGCAACGCCAACGCUAACUUCAACGGUCAGCUAUCUGCGGCAAAUUUCGGUGAGGGCUUCACAUCUAUAAAUAAUUUGGAUAAAAUGGUUACAAAUCUACUGGAAGUGCUAGACUAUUCACUAAAUUUGCUUGGCGGCAGUAAUGUAACGGCAACUAUUAAACAAGAAGCAAUUAAAACGGCAACAUCAUUGCUGCUAUUACCCACACCAAAUCAAGUGCAAGCGCAAUCGCGCUAUGUUUUAGCCACAUUAUUCGGUAAUCGCAACGCCUAUCAUUCUUACAAAGACAACGAGGUUAUACACUAUGUAAAUGCCGAAUUGCAGGCGUUAAAGAGCAAAUUAAAUUCGCCAGAAACGGUGCGUGAUGUGGAUCCGGAGGCUUUCUAUCGUCUAGUCUUGUUGGUACGCAGUAUUGCAAUGUCACGUCCACAAUCGCUCACAAAGAUUUGUCUGGAUAACAAAAUUGAACUCGUCCAAGACAUACUUGAGUUUGUUGAAAAGUUAUAUCAAAUCACACCACAUGUCGACGAGCCGACAUCUAUCGUUAGACGUGGUCUUAGUCAUACCGAAACUAUUGUGCAUUGUUUAGUAGAAAUAAUGCAUGCGUUUGCGCUCUCCGAUGCCGAUCAAGUGGAACGCAUGACCAAGUACUUUAUAGAUCUGCUAAAGAACGAAUCAAGCAUUAUAAGUCAUAGCGCCAAGGAAGCCAUUAUAUUAUUACUAAAUCCACGUUUAAAACGCCGCAAGGUUGCUAUUGUAACACCACCGAUUUGCUCGACACCCACACCUUCUAACACAACUGGCACGAUAACGUCCGCGAAUUUAACAACGCUAGCCGUUACUGGCGCAGCUGAAGUCGCCGCCGACGAGGUAUUGGAAGCAGCUGCAGCUGCUAUUGGUGGUCCCUCGGCUGCUGUAGUGGGUCGUAGUAAUAGCGCUGAAUUUGUGGAUGCUGGCGCAAUAGAUCCGCUUGCACACGAUGCUGGACAUCAACUAUUAAAUUUGGAGGCCUUUAUGGGUGGCGGUUUUCCACAACUUUUAGGUUUACAACAGGACGCCGACGAUGAAGCAAUUAUGGACUUAGCGAUUGCUCUAAGUUUGCAACAACAUGACGGCGAAGGUUUGCAAUCAUUGCAACAAGGUCUGGCAAAUCUGCAGGGUAUGCGAAAUGCCGGCAAUUUACAUAAUUUACAAGCGCUUGAAGGCAAUAAUAUUGGUAUGGCGGCGAAUGCAGCAAGCGUCUCAGCUGGUGGCUCCGAUGAUGAAGGUUCCAAUGUAGCCACCGAUGGUUCUACAUUGCGUACAUCACCGGCUGAACCCGCCGGAAGUGGUGGUUCAGAAAGUGGUGGUAGUGGAGUGGAGAGUAUUGGUGGCACAUCUGGACGUAGUAGCACAUAUGGCGAUCAGGCUAAUGCUUCGCCACCGCGUUCGGCAAAUGCAGCAUCUAACAUAAAUUUAAGCAGCAAAUCAAAUACAAAUGCUGGCGCAGUAGGCGGCACCGAUGAGCCGGUUGCUAGCACUAGCGCAGCAGCAGCCGCCGUUACGAGCGUGCCAAACGAAGAGUUGGUCUCUGAGGAUGAAAAUUUAGCCAAAUUGCACGAUUUGAGAAUUUCAAUUUUGGAGAAUAUCAUCCUCAAUCUACAAACUUUCGAUAGUUGCAAUGGUGUGCAAGCUAUACCAUUAAUACAAGUAAUACUUAUGUUGACAACCGAUCUGAAUGGCAAUAACGAACGCGAUCAAAAGGUGUUAAAUGAACUUUUAUCAGCGCUUGUGGACUAUGUCGAAAUGGACUCAAUUUCGAACACUUUCAAGAUGAAGGAUCGCAGCGGUAAAAACGAAGUUCGACUUGUGUUGCUCUGUCUCUUCGGCGUAUUAAUGGGAAAGACCAAGUCCAAGCAGGCAGGCACUACAUCACCACCACAUCAAUUCAAGGAUAACGCAUCAUUUGUAGCCAGCACCACAGCUAGUAUACUCAGCAAUAACGGCGCAUUUACAUUCUCAUUGGUCGUAAUGGAAUCACUACUGGAACACUGGAAACGUGUAUCUAGCGAACAGAGUGCAAAUGGCAACAACGCUAUUGUAGCUGUUGGUACGCCAAAUGCUAGCGCUGCAACAACAUCAACAAAAACUAAUCUACUCAAACCGAUACGACAUGGCGCUAAACCAGAUAUUUCUAUGCUAAUACCACAUAACUAUUUGAAAAAUUAUCCCGAUAUCUUUGAUUCAUACGAUGCCUUACUAACGGAGAUUUCCGUACGUUUGCCAUAUCAAAUCUUACGACUUUCGGCCACACAUCCUGGUCCCUAUGAUUGGUAUCACAACUAUUGUGAGAACAUGACUUACACACUGUGCGAAUAUAUGAUGCUGAAUUUGAAUGCAUUGCUGCGGCGACAAGUACGCAAAUUACUCAUGUAUAUUUGUGGUAAUAAAGAGAAAUUCCGCAUGUUCCGCGAUGGACACUCGCUGGAUGUGCACUUCAAUUUUGUUAAGGAGAUCUGCAGUCUAUUUAAUACGAAGAAUUUAGUGCUUUCAAAUCAAUCUAUACCGAUCCUUAGCUAUGACUCACUCGUCGAACUUACCGAACAUUUGCGCACUUGUCAAGAGAUCAGCCAAAUACGCACGGGUAAUUGGCAAAAGUUCUGCCUCAUUCAUGAGGAUGUGAUACCCGUAUUGAUUGAGAUCGCUUGCUAUCAACUGGACGAUGGCGUUUCACCGAUUCUACUGCAACUACUACAAGCAGCGCUUUGCAAUAAUAUACAGGCCGUCAAACAACAGCAACAACAACAACAACAAACGCCAGGCACAUCAUCCAAAUUGCGUGCAGAACGUGAGAAGUCGGAAGACAUAGAAAUCUCAUUUGAUUCGAAAUUCGAUCCAGCUCAUUGUAGCACAUUCGUACAUCAGAUAUUCCGUUUUGUUUCUGAUACAUUGUUGAAUAAAUUUGUGCGCAUUUUUCUACUGGAGACAAACAUCACAUCGAUACGUUGGCAAGCGCAUUCAUUGAUAUUCGCCAUUUAUGAAAACUCCAAUGAUCGCCAGAAAGAGAAAUUAAUUAGUAUUUUAUGGAACAUGUGGCCAUUGGUACCGGCUUUCGGCAGACGUACAGCACAAUUUGUGGACAUACUUGGCUAUUUGACGCUCAGCACAAAAUCCAUUGUUGACAAGUUGCCAGAGUACACAGAGAAAGCGGUUGAGGUAUUGCGUCAACAAAACGAUUUACUUUCGAAGCAUCCGAAUGCACCAAUCUAUACUACACUUGAACAAAUACUGCAAAUGAACGGCUAUUAUUUAGAAUCAGAACCGUGUCUUGUAUGCAAUAACCCCGAAGUAGCCAUGGCCAAUAUUAAAUUGCCAUCAAUUAAAUCAGAUUCGAAAUUCACCACAACCACAAUGAUCGUGAAGUUGGUACAAAGUCAUACAAUUUCCAAGAUGGUUGUGCGCAUUGCUGAUUUGAAACGUACAAAAAUGGUGCGUACCAUCAAUAUUUACUACAACAACCGUACUGUACAAGCGGUAGUGGAGCUGAAGAAUCGUCCAGCUAUGUGGCAUAAAGCACGCUCAGUGCCAUUACAAUCCGGUCAAACUGAGGUGAAAAUUGAUUUUCCUCUACCGAUUACCGCUUGUAAUUUGAUGAUAGAAUACGCUGAUUUCUACGAGACCGUAACUGGUUCCAGCGAAAAUUUGCAAUGUCCACGCUGCAGUGCCGCAGUUCCCGCCUAUCCGGGUGUCUGUGCCAACUGUGGUGAAAAUGUAUUUCAAUGUCAUAAAUGUCGCGCCAUCAAUUAUGAUGAAAAGGAUCCAUUCCUUUGUCAUUCUUGUGGUUUCUGCAAAUAUGCCAAAUUUGACUUUAGCAUAUAUGGACGCGUUUGUUGCGCCGUAGACCCCAUCGAAUCGGCAGAGGACCGCGCUAAAACAGUGCAAAUUAUACAUUCCUCAUUGGAGCGCGCCGAUCGAAUUUAUCGCCAAUUACAAACUAACAAACAAAUGCUAGAAUUACUUAUACAAAAGGUAGCCGAACAUCGUUGUUCCGAUCGGCUGGUGGAUGACAAUCUUGGCACUGUGCAUAGCACUUCACAAGUGAAUAAAAUCAUACAGCUUUUGGCGCAAAAAUACUGUGUGGAAUCGCGUAGCUCAUUCGAAGAAUUAAGUAAAAUAGUACAGAAGGUGAAGGCAUGUCGCAGUGAAUUGGUCGCUUACGAUCGCAGUCAACAAGAUCAAUCGCACAAUUCUCAAAGCAUGGAUAUGCGUGAAAAUUAUGCCAUAAACCGUUGUUACGGUUGCGCAUUAGCCUCUACAGAGCAAUGUCUUACCCUACUGCGUGCCAUGGCCUCCAACUAUGAUUGUCGUAUAGGUUUGUAUUCACAGGGUUUGGUCGAAGAAUUAGCCCAACACAACCUACGUCGUGGCACACCACAAAUACAAGAUGAAGUUCGCAAUUUACUUGUGCUAUUGACCAAGAAUAAUCAGUAUGCUUGUAUGAGUUUGUUGGAUUUGAUUACUGAACGUGUGAAAACCGCAUUAUUGGGCGCUAUACCUUUGGCCAAUUUGGAUGCAGCCAUACACCAUGAAAUGGUUUUGCUUGAGGUGCUGAUCGCACAAGACGAUUUUUGCUGGGAGAAUAAAUUGAAAGUGGUAUUCGAGCUGUUCCUCGUAACAUGUCGUGCAACACGUGGACCCGCUAUAUCGGUUAUUCAACCUUGUUUGAGAAUAAUGCAAGCACUAAUUUGCCCUACAAUACCGACAAGUAAAAUAAAUCGCGAUUUAAGCCCUUCACAAUUAUCCACAAUCACCAGUAUUGACGGUCUUACGGUCAACUUCAAUAAGUGGUUAAGUGGCGAUCCACAGCACUCAUACGAAGCCUGGAAAACUCGCAUGCCAGCUAACACAGCAGCAAAGACUCGCAAAGGCUUUACAAGCGCCGGCGGAAACUCGACAGCUACUACAGCUGCCGCCGCCGCCUCAUCUAUACUCCCAGAUGAUCGUAUGUUGGCCGCAAUGCUACAAUCGGUAGUCGAACAAAAUACUGGUGCGAACAGUGGCAAUGUUGCAAUGCCCGCAACCGAACCGACAGACUCAGCAAAGAAGAAACGUCAAUUAGUACGCGAAUUCUAUUUGUCUGAGAAGUAUGGCCGUCGUUGGCGUAAUCGUGUACUAAAUAAAGAACACAUUAAUGCACCACUAGUGCUAAACGCAAAUUGGUUGCAACCCAUUCUAUUCAAUACUAAUUCACGUUUCGGUCGUCAAUUGGCAUGCUCACUCAUCACCUCGUUGAGCCGUACACAUGAACGUAAACGUGAGAUAUUAAACCUGUUGACCGGCUUUCUUAAGUAUGUAGGCGAGGCGGGUGAAGCGAGUGCAGAAUUUUUGGCGCUGUAUCGUGCGCUUGCCUCCGACACACCAUGGCGUCAAUAUUUAGCAUUGAAGGGUGUACUUGUAGAAGUCUCGCAAUUAUUAACAGCCGAAAUUGUUAAGAUACAUCGCUUGGAAGAGACCACAUUAUCAUCGGACUUGUCACAAGGUUAUGCAUUGCGUCAAUUUGUAGAAUUACUAUCGCUCUUCCUUGAGAGCUCCACCAUACGGCAGGCGUACAAGACACGUCUACUUGGACCCGUACUCGAGGGUUAUUUAUCGCUACGCAAAUUGGUUGUGCAACGUACGCGCCUUAUCGACGAUGCACAAGAGAAAUUGUUGGAAAUGUUGGAAGAGAUGACCAGCGGCACCGAGGAGGAAACGCGCGCAUUUAUGGAAAUUCUAAUCGAUACAGUCGAAAAAACGCGUAUGAAUGAUAUUAAGACACCGGUAUUUAUUUUCGAGAGACUCUACUCCAUUAUACAUCCAGAAGAGAAUGAUGAAAGUGAAUUCUUUAUGACGCUUGAGAAGGAUCCACAGCAGGAAGAUUUCUUACAAGGACGCAUGUUGGGCAAUCCAUAUCCCUCAACCGAGGUAGGACUGGGACCGCUUAUGCGCGAUGUGAAAAACAAAAUUUGUACCGAUUGUGAGUUGAUAGCGCUGUUAGAGGAUGAUAAUGGCAUGGAAUUAUUGGUGAAUAAUAAAAUCAUCAGUUUGGAUUUACCCGUAAAGGAUGUCUACAAAAAGGUGUGGUUAGCAGAGGGCGGUGAACGUGAUGCUAUGCGUAUUGUAUAUCGCAUGCGUGGCCUAUUGGGCGACGCUACUGAAGAGUUUGUUGAGACACUAAACAAUAAGAGUCAAGAAGAAGUGGACACCGAACAACUUUAUCGCAUGGCGAAUGUAUUGGCUGAUUGUAACGGUUUAAAAGUGAUGCUCGAUCGUAUUGGUAGUUUGCAGAAUAUAUCACGCACACGCGAAUUGAUACAAGUACUAUUGAAAUUGUUCCUUAUUUGCGUAAAAGUGCGCCGUUGUCAAGAAGUGUUGUGUCAACCGGAAUUAGGUGCGAUCAACACAUUGCUUAAGGUAUUGCAGGUGUGUCUACAAUCAGAGAACGAUUCGAUACAAUCAUCAGUGACCGAACAAUUAUUGGAAAUAAUGGAGACUAUACUCUCCAAGGCGGCAAAUGAUACAUUAGACUCAUUUUUGCAAUUCUCACUCACUUUUGGCGGACCCGAGUAUGUAUCGGCAUUGAUUUCUUGUACCGAUUGUGCCAAUGUACGCAACAAUCCAUCGGUACUGCGUCAUCUUAUACGCGUACUUGCAGCGCUAGUUUAUGGCAAUGAGGUGAAAAUGGCAUUAUUGUGUGAGAACUUCAAGGAAAUACUCGAUUUCAAUCACUUCGAUAGUGAACGUACACCCGAGGAGGAAUUCAAGAUGGAACUGUUCUGCGUACUAACCAACCAAAUAGAGCACAAUUGCAUUGGUGGCACCUUGAAAGACUAUAUAGUUGGAUUGGGCAUUGUGGAACGUGCCAUCGCCUACAUAACAAAUCAUGCACCCUGCGUGAAACCCACAUUGCUGCGCACAGACUCAGACGAAUUGAAAGAAUUCAUUUCACGACCCAGCCUUAAGUACAUACUACGUUUCCUUACUGGUCUCGCUAGCAAACAUGAGGCUACACAGCUUGCUAUCAGCAAAGAUAUUAUACCAAUCAUACAUCGGCUUGAACAAGUAUCCAGCGAUGAGCAUGUCGGUAGUUUGGCUGAAAAUCUACUAGAGGCUUUGUGCACUGAUGAAGCGACUGCCACACGAGUACAGGAAGUACGUGAUUUCACACGCGCCGAAAAGAAACGUUUAGCGAUGGCUACACGUGAAAAACAGCUGGACGCACUUGGCAUGCGUACCAAUGAAAAGGGUCAAGUAACAGCUAAGGGAUCGAUACUGCAAAAGAUUGAAAAAUUACGUGAUGAGACUGGUCUCACCUGCUUUAUAUGCCGUGAGGGUUACGCCUGCCAGCCAGCCAAAGUACUUGGCAUCUAUACAUUUACGAAACGCUGCAAUGUGGAGGAAUUUGAAUUGAAAUCACGCAAGACUAUCGGUUACACCACUGUUACACACUUCAAUGUGGUGCACGUGGACUGUCACACUUCCGCUAUACGUUUGGCACGUGGUCGUGACGAAUGGGAACGCGCUAGUUUACAAAAUGCCAAUACACGCUGCAACGGUUUGUUGCCACUUUGGGGUCCAGACGUUUCCGAAGCCGCUUUCUCGGCAUGCAUGACACGCCACAGCAGUUAUAUGCAGGAGAGUACACAGCGUUGUGACAUUUCCUUCCCCAGCAGCAUACACGAUCUCAAAAUGUUAUUAAUGCGUUUCGCUUGGGAACGUAGUUUCCAUGAUGAUGCCGGCGGUGGUGGUCCACAAUCAAAUAUGCACUUUGUGCCCUACUUACUUUUCUAUGCAGUAUACUUAUUAUUGUCCUCUCGCUCAGCAGCACGUGAUUGCAAAACGUUGAUUGCAUACUUGACAGCAGCGCCAUCAGACAAGUGGUUGGAAUGUGGUUAUGAGGUCGAGGGUCCACUGUAUAUGUUGACCAUUUCGUUAGCACUACACAGUCACGAAACGUGGAAUAAGCACAAGUUGGCUCACCUAAAACGUUUGAUAGCUGUAGCGCAAGCGCGUCACAUUUCACCGUCUGUAUUAUGCAAAGCAUUACUUUCGCCGAGCGAUCGCCAGACCAAGGAUUAUAGCGUUUAUCGUCCGUUCUUUAUGAUGUGGGCACUCAUCGAUUUAACUUAUAGCGUUCUAUUCAAGUCGGUGAGCACACCGAAAGAGGAGGACUGGUCGAUUUCUUUAUUCGAUUAUAUACGUAAAAAUGACGAAGCUAUGCUAAAGUCAACCGAUACGAUUUUGCAAACUUUCACCGAUGAAUAUCUACCGUGCACAUCUUUCGGCGAAUUUUGCGAUGUAGCUGGUUUAUUGCAUUUGAUUGAGAAUCCCGAUGGAUUUAUUGAUGAGGUUUUGGCUGCACUACCCACAACUUCGACCGCUUGAAUUAACGAGCAUAUACUUAUACAAUAAAUUUAUUAACCAAUAUGCUUCUAAUUGUCGAUUGCAAAGCAUACCGUUGUAGCACUGAAUUCCCUAAUUUGCUUCAAAUGCGUUCAUUACACACAUUGUUACUGAAUGUUUAUUGCAAAUUUAAUCUCAAUAAAUCUUAGCGUUCCAUACUUAAUAAA
Messenger RNA from Bactrocera oleae (olive fruit fly), 17849 nucleotides. It is a transcript of the gene poe, whose product is annotated as E3 ubiquitin-protein ligase-like protein poe. Gene Ontology annotation, molecular function: protein binding; zinc ion binding. Lineage: Eukaryota; Metazoa; Arthropoda; Insecta; Diptera; Tephritidae. The record is from RefSeq and is a predicted model, not a curated record.